Chlamydomonas reinhardtii is the source of this 6050-nucleotide messenger RNA. RefSeq lists its product as uncharacterized. NCBI's taxonomy places the organism in Eukaryota, Viridiplantae, Chlorophyta, Chlorophyceae, Chlamydomonadales, Chlamydomonadaceae. The transcript has 6 exons. Bases 200 to 5581 code for a protein of 1793 amino acids. The record is from RefSeq and is a predicted model, not a curated record. Gene Ontology annotation, molecular function: calcium ion binding.
AAUAACGUUGCAUUACAGUCUCAUUUAGUACAAACGAGCCGUUCUUACUGUCAAGGAGAAUGUGCUGCUGGAGGAGCGACAGCGCUCACAAGCAUGCGGAAAGAAUACACUGCGGAUAUAUAUGGUAGAAGCUUUACAGGUACUCAUUCAUCUCCUAUACGGGCGUGAGGCGGGCAUGUCCCCGCUUCGAGGGGCGUAAAUGGCGAGCCCCGGCUCUCAAUCUCCCGGCUCUCAAUCUCAAGCUGCGCUUAUUGCUCAGCGCAAGAAAGAUAAAAGCUUGACGUGGCAGCCUUACCUGACAAACGAUGGGAAGCAGGACCUUCAGGAGCUAUGGGAGCGACUAGACCUUGCUCGCAAGGGCUUCAUUACCUACAGCGAGCUGCAUGCCGCAGUCAAUGAGGCGGCGGGCAGGCCCGUCAGCUCCGCCGCGCUGCAGCCGCUGGCGUGCCGCAUGGACACCACCACGCGCCAGGGCCGCCGCAUCACGCACGCCGACUUCACCGAGUACAUGGCGCAGCAGCUGCUGGGCGAGCAGCGCUACCAAGAGGCGCUGCGGGCGGAGCAGGGGCCGCUGCUCAAGGAGGUGGGCUGCAAGCUGUACGAGCUGCUAAAGAUCUACAAGCGCAAGCAGAUGCUUAAGGACGCUAUGGGGGGCACUGACGGCAUCAAGCGACUGCUGACGCUGGCCCAGGUGCCCGUGCAGCGCCGCCCCCGCCGCCGCGGUCAGGUGGGCUUCAGCCUGCUGGGCUCGCCGGCACACGGCAGCUCGCCGGGCUCCGCCGCGCCCAGUAACCUGCACAGCCCCUCGCGCCGACGCGGCGCCGACCUGAGCGCGGGCCACUCGCCCAUGAUGGCGCUGGCUACGGGGGGCAGCGGGAGCCCGGUGGCUCGCAGCAAAAGCUUUGCAUUCGGGUCGCCUGUGGUGACAGGGACUGGUAUGGGGACGCAGGCGCACGCAGGGCAAGCAGGGGUUCAGCUGGUGCCGUCCUCGCCGCCGCUGGGUGCGGCGGCAGCAGCAGCAGCAGCCGCGGCGGGCAGUGCUGGCGACCGGUCGCCGUCGUUCAUGCCGCGUUCAGUCAGCAUGGGUCCAACAGGUGCGGCAGCUGCGGCGCGACAUGGCGGUGCUGGCGCAGGCCGCAGCGGCAGCGGGCUGGGCGACAUCCCGUGUGCUUUCAUCCAGCCCACGAGCGGCGAGUGGCCGUGUCCGGAGGUGGAGGGUGAGUGUGCGGACGGCCAGCCGUUUGGGCACUGUCAUGUGAUGUCGCAUGAAGAGAUAGAGGCGGUGGCGGCGCGCGCACGGCAGCGGCGCGAGGUUCGCGUGACGGCGGAGGUAGGCGGCGUGGCGCACGUCAUCACCAUGUGCAGCCUUGGCCAUCAGUCCGCACACGUGGCCCCGCCCUCGCCGUCGGCGUCGGCGUCGGCGUCGCAGCGGCCGGCCAGUGCUGCCGGCUGGCUGCAAGGGGCCGACCCGGGAUCUCCUGGCGGCGCGUCAUCGACACGCAGCCCCAUACGCCGGCCGGGGACAGCCUGCGCCGCGCUUCGCACGGUGUCCACGUCAGCUGUGUUUGGCGGUCACAGCCGCACGCCACAGGCCGCCGCGGUGGCCGCCGGCGUCGGCGCCGCGCACGUGGCCGCGGUGCGCCGCAGCGCCAGCCCCGGUCCCGCCGGCGGCGCAGCUUCCAGCACCGGAGCCAGUGCUACCGGCUCCACAGGCGUGGCUUCACCCGUCGCCAGCGUCGGGCGCGGGCAUAGCAUACGCCGUGCCAGCGGCAGUGAAGCCGCCGCCACGGCUGCCGCUGCGACUGCCGAGGGCGGCCUCGCUGCCACCGGCGCCACCGCUGUCGUCAGCUGCGCCAGCAGCGCCGCGCUGUCGGCACCGUAUGGGCAUUAUGGGGGCUACGCCGGCGGCGGCAACGGCGGCACGGGUCCCCUGUGGCGCUCCAACGGGCUUCUUGGGGAGGUGCUACACAGCCUGGACCGGGCGGGCCUAGCGGAUCUGGACAGGGGGCUGCAGGAGCAGGCGGCGCUGCAGGCGGCGGCGGCGGCGCUGUGCGAGUCGCCGACGGCGCCCACCGCCGCCGAGGCCAGUGCGGCUGCCGCGCUGGCGAGCGUGGUCACGUCGUCGUCGUCGUUGGGCUCGCCUCUGAUGCUCGCGGCGCAGCGGGGGCAGCAGGCGCGGCAGCUGAGAAAGUCGACGAGCAGCAGGGCUGGGCCAGCGGCGGUAGGUGGAGGGGGAGGAGGCGGUGGCGGCGGCGCCUACGGAGGCUCAGGGGGGCCCAGCGGCAGCGGCGCGGUGCCGGCGCGGCCUCACACGUCCAUGGCCGUGUAUGGACCUGGCUCCGGUGCAAGCGCGGCGCGGCAGGCCUACCACAGUACACCCGUGGCACCAGAAGCACCGGGCGGCUGCGUGUUUCGCGGCGGGGAGUCGGACGCAGAUGAGGAGGACUUGGGGCCUGGGGACAGCGUGGUGGCCGGCUGGUGGGGUGAGGUGGUGUCCACGGCGCACCUGGCGCUGCAGAGCGGCGCGUCGCAGGCGGCGCAGGGAGGCCCGCACGCCAGCUCACCGGCCGGCAGCAGCGGAAACGGCGCCAGCAGCGGGCCGGGGCAGCGGGUGUCACGCACGGCGCCGAACUUCAUGUCCGGCACUGCGUCAGCCAAUGCGCUGUAUCUCGAUGUGUCAGACUCGGUGGAGGAUGACCCGCUGCUGGCCCAGCUGCCCAACUGGAUACGCAAGGGCAUCGGCCUGCCGCCCGCCGCACAGCCGCCGCCCCGCCGGCCCGGUGCGGCUUCAUCCGCGGCAGCGGCACCAAUGCCUGACCCCACCGCCCAGCCUGACGGCUACCAGCUUCCAUACGUUGGCGCCGGCCUGAACGAAGACGUUUCGGAGGUCUUGCCAGGCGACAUCAGCAGUGGUGGCGGCGGCGGCGGUGGGAGCCAAGCGCAGCUGCUUAGCUCGGCUCCCGGCAGCGGCAGUGUGCCCGAGAGCGGCGGCAUUAGCGCCGUCAGCAGCAGCAGCCUUAUGGCAGGGGUAGCACCGGGGCCGGGGCAGGAGUCGUGCGAUGGUGACCACACAGAGGCGAUCGUGGCGGCGGCGACGGCGCGCCUAGCCGCUCUGUCGGGUCGCAGCUCGCGCCUCAACAUGCAGCGCUACGUGCCCUUCGGCGGUGACGCCGGCGCAGUGGUCGAAGAGGCGGCGGAAGAGGGAGAGGCUUCAUCGCCAAAGCAUGUGCGCAGCGGGCGCGGCGCGUCAGACACCAUGUUUCCUGCCGAGUGCGCCUCACAGGAGCUCGCCGGGGCGGGGCCUGCACCGGCGGCGGUGCGGCCGCUGUCGCCGCCAGAUGCUGCAACGGGGUAUCCCUGGUCCCAGGAGCCGGAGCAGGGGCCGGUUGUGGUGGUACUGGCGCCGCUGGUGCGGAGUAGGCCCGGCAGCCCCGCCCGAAGCGGUAGCCCUGGAUCCCAGCGCUCGCGUAGCCGCCCCGGCUCGGCCUCGCGCUUUUCGCCGAUGCUAGGCGAGCCCUCACCCAUCAUCAUGAUUGGGUCAUCGCUGCCGCCGCCGCCACCCGCCGAGCGCGACACCGCAACCUCGGCUGGCCGCAGCCAUGAUGAUGCUGACGCAGAUGCCAUCGCCGCUAGGCCUGCGGCCGACGCGAGCGAUGCUGCUGGCUACUGGUCUUCCGUGGGAGGGCUGAGCCUCGCUGCGGGGCUGGGCAGCGCCGUGGCCGCCGGCGGUGGCGGCGACCCGGCGGACACGGGCGCCCGUGCUGCCACACCCGAGUCGCUGGCAGCGUGGGAGGCGUCGGUAGUAUCACAACGCGGCAGCAUGGGACAUGGCGCGUUGCGCGGCGACCCCGAUGACGCGGGCGACCCGGGUGGUGAGCUGGCGGCUGAGGAGGACGAGCUGGCGGCGCCGCUGGGCGGGCUGUGGACGGGGCGGCCCGAGGGCUCGGGCCGCGCGGGGCCGCCGCAGCCGCACCGGCUUUCGCAGGCGAUGAUCCCGGAUCCGCUGGCGCCGGCUGCCGGCAGCCCGGGCGGCAGUGGCGGGGGCGGCGUCAGUGCAAUGGAUCCAGGAGCCUGGCGGCCGGGCUCUGCGUCGCCGCAUUCAUCGGCGUACGGCAGUGGGGCUGGACAGAGAGGCAGGCAGGGUGUGUCUUUCAGGAUCGCUGGAACUCCCGGCGCAGACGCGCAGGGCUUGGCUGAAGUUGAUACCGGCAACAACAGAGAUGGCGCUGGCGGUGGCAGCGCAGCAGCCGCGGCCCGCCGCAGUGCCAGCCGUGCCUCGCCCAUGCCGCCCUUCAUCUCGGGCCAGCGGCCAGUGUCGCCCGGUGGCCUGCCCAUGGCCUUCGAGGUGGUUGCGGCAGCCGAGGCCGCAGUCGCGGAGGAGGAGGAGGCGGAGGCGCGCCGCGGCGCUGCCGCCAGCAGCGCCCCAGCCUGGGUGCUGGGCGAGGCGGCCUCUGGCGCGGCUGCGCCAGGCUCGCCGGCCGCGGUGCGCCUGAACCGCACCGCCCUGCUGCGGCUGAGCAGCCAGUACGGUGUGGAGCUGGCGGAGGUGGCGGCGGCGGCGCUGGGGCUGUCCUGCACCUCGCCCGCAGCACAGGCGGCAGUGGCGCAGCAGCUGCUGAGCGCGCUUUCAGCCGGGGAACUUGGUAGCAAUGGUGGAGCAGGUAGCGGCGGCGGGGCAGGGGGCAGGGAGUCGCGACAGCGGCGGCGGAGCCGCUCCCCGUCGCCGAACGCGCAUUCAUCGCGCGGCACGGUGCCUUCCUCGGGCGCGCCCGGGGCCGGCACCCGCGCCGUCCCGCCUAGGUCUGCCGCAGCUGCUACCGUCAUGGGCAGCUCCGCCGCGCAGCACCGGCAGCAGUACGCUCACAAGCAACAGCUUCAACAGUACGGCAUGUACGGGUUGCCGGCGGACGCGCUCGCCGUGAGCCGGCGGCUGCGGUUGGGCGCGGAGUUCGUCAGUCGCGUCUCGCCCCACACCCACGAGGCAGCAGCCUACAACCCGGCGCCCACUGUAGCAGGGGCGGUAACGGCGGCGGCGCCAGCAGAACAUGCAGCCCGUCUCGCAAGGCCGCAAUCAGCAGGCACACACGCCGCCAAUGGAACGACGGUUGCGAGGCUGGGAGAGGGUCCGGACGCGGGCGCAGCUUUGCGGCCCCGGUCCGCCCUCGCGCUCGCGCCGCCCCCGCGCUCAGCGCCUAGCAUCAGCAACACCCGCACGCAAACGGUGCUGCAGGGGACGGAGGUAGCGUCGCUGCUGCGUGCCACUGCCAUCCCCCUAGGUGGCGGCUCCGAUCCUGCCGGCGGUGGUUGUGCAGCGGCGGCGCCGGGCGGCGGCGCCGCUCGUCGCCGCUUCGCCGCCGGCACGCCUUCAGCCGACAGCUCCGCUGCAAAACGGACGUCAGCGCCAAGAGUAGGAGGCCCUGCUGCUGGUGCUGGUGGGCGGCAGGCGGCGGUGCAGGGUGGUGGCGCGAACCGGGUGGCUCUGGCAGGCGCGCCAGCUGUGGCGGGGCCUGCUGUUGUGGCACGGCGCGUGGCGUUUGCACAGCCGGAAGCAGACGUUGACAACAUCAAGCAAGCGGGGUAGCGGGUAGCGCGCGGCCUGCUGGCACAGAGCCCGGCAUGGGUGGGACAACAACUACACCGCCUUUUUUACCGUGGGUAUGUUCUUUAAGCACUGUGCAGGAUGUCUAGAAACUGGUGUUCCUUUUAUGUACAACGCAUUGUCACCCGGUACUGCAGCGAAUGAGCGCCUGCGUGUUGGCGCCCAUCGUGCCAUCCAGGGCAUGUUGAGCUGUGCAUGCACGCACUGCUGCGCAAUUGAAUGUCGCAUUCGGCGUUUAUUGGUAUGGCGUGUACACGCAAGACCUUGAGAAAUGCUAGGACAGUUUGAUUAUGAAUGCGGAUGUUACAGAGGGGACAGUCCCAGCACCCGAAGACGCCGAGCCAUCACAUGCUAUCAGGGCCCAACAUGACUCCACCAACCCCGACUUUGCUGCAAACCCUCCCGCGGGCAAAGUCCGUGUGACUCCGCGCACAGUGAGUCCUAGCCAAGC